AUGCUCCAUUACAUCAAGGCUAACCCCGCGGCAUGGCUCCAAGAUUAUAUGGCAGACAAGAAGAAUGAGCCGAGCGGCAUGGCGGCCUCAAUGAAGCUCUGUCGGCGUUUUGCAGGUAUUUGCAGGUAUUUGCAGUUUUUUUGUACAAAACCGUAUUCUAACUUGAAAAUCCCAGCUGGCUACGAACCGCGGGAAAGCAGUGUACAUUUUUAUAUGCCGCUGACCCGCUCGUGGGCAGAGAUGAGGCGGCGAGGCUCUGCCAGGGUUAAGAAUCUGAAGAAACACUCCGGCCGGCUUACAGCUCUCAUCACAGUCCAGGCUGACGAUACGAUUUUUUUGCACUUCACGUAUAACAGAGAACUCCUGCUAUAG
Messenger RNA from Phytophthora sojae, 372 nucleotides. RefSeq lists its product as hypothetical. The record is from RefSeq and is a predicted model, not a curated record. The transcript has 2 exons. NCBI's taxonomy places the organism in Eukaryota, Oomycota, Peronosporomycetes, Peronosporales, Peronosporaceae. The coding region runs from base 1 to 372 and encodes 123 amino acids.